Diospyros lotus (date-plum) is the source of this 4554-nucleotide messenger RNA. Its product is annotated as SAC3 family protein A. NCBI's taxonomy places the organism in Eukaryota, Viridiplantae, Streptophyta, Magnoliopsida, Ericales, Ebenaceae. Bases 407 to 3319 code for a protein of 970 amino acids. The transcript is spliced from 13 exons. Gene Ontology annotation, cellular component: nucleus. The record is from RefSeq and is a predicted model, not a curated record.
GGCCCAAUCCGACGGUCAUAAGUCACAAACCCACCAACAAAGACUUCUCGGUUGGAUCUUCUUCUUCUUCUUCUUCAAUCUCCCAAAAGGAAAACACCAUCCAAGCCCAUAUCCAUCGCUGUUCCUUCCUGCGUUGUUGUUUUCUCACCUUCUUCACCUCUAUCUCUCUCUUGAUCGACCGAUAGAUUGGACUGCACUUGUUUGCGAUUUCUGCUUUCUUGUAUUCAGAACACAUAUACGCACGCUGUUUUUGUUUUUCUUUUCUUUUUGCAUACUAUUUUGUUUUGGUUCUUUGUGAUCUCAAAUUGUUGUGUUUCGAUUUGUUGAUUCCGCGGCAAGUAAUUGGUUGGUUUUCUGAGCAUUCGGCCGUUCCGAUUUGGGGGUUUCGAAGGAUGCCAGUGAAACGAUGAAUCAAGGAGGUAGUACUAAUACCGUAACUACACUAGAGCAAAAUUCAGUUGAGAAACAUCAGGUUGUCUGCCCAAGCCAAGAGUACAUACCUUCUUAUUAUGCCCCCUCCAAGGAGAAUUUGAUUAAUUCUAAUUCUAGCUACCAACAGGAUCAGCACACAGAGCCUCCCAUAAGGAAUGUUCAGGAUGGGUGCAGUGGCACACCCCUUGCCUCUACUUCAAGUUCAGGAGCAGUAAAUGUACCACAAGAAUAUAAUAGCUAUGCAACAUACCCAAAUACUGAUUCGUAUGGAUACAGCAACACUGGAUAUGCAGGUUACUAUAGCGGCUAUCAGCAGCAGCCUAAUCAACCAUACCCUCAGCCUGUAGGAGCAUAUCAAAACACAGGUGCUCCUUAUCAGCCCCUUUCCUCAUUUCAGAAUACAGGGUCUUAUGCUGGUCCUGCAAGUUAUUCAAGCACUUACUACAAUCCUGGUGAUUAUCAGACAUCUGGAGGUUAUGCAAGUGGUGGUUACACUAAUCAGACCAACUUGUGGAAUGAAGGAAACUAUACAAGUUAUGCUUCUCAUCAAUAUCCAAACUACAAUUCAGACCCCAAUGGUGCUUAUAAUGCUAGUGCUUCUACUGCACCUUCACUGCAGUAUCAGCAACAUUAUAAGCAAUGGGCAGACUAUUACAGUCAAACAGAAGUUAGCUGUGCUCCUGGGACAGAAAAGGUUUCAGUUACCAGUACAUCUAAUCCAGUGAAUCCUACUUCUCUUACCGGCGGAUAUCCAACUUCAUUUAGCCAGCCACCUGCGCCUCAUGUUCCACCUUGGAGGCCAGAUUCUAUUUCCUCUGAAUUGGCAUCAGUGCAGGCUGGUGCAGUAAUCACUGGUGGCCAUGACAGUUACUGGACAAGUAUAGCUCCUGGUUUCCAAAAUCACAAUGCUAGCGCUCAGCAACCUCAGUUUCAAAAACCUUUGGAUUUGAAUCCUACUUAUCAAAGCUUUCAGGAUCAGCAGAUGACUGUAGGUCCUCAAGGACCUAACAUGCAAUAUCCUGCUACGCAUCAGGUAACCCAGAGUUAUCAAUCGUCCUUGCAAACUGUUCCAAAAACCGUUCCACCUUUAGAUUCGCGCAGGGUUAGCAAAGUGCAGAUUCCAACAAAUCCUAGAAUUGCUUCCAAUUUGGCAUUGGGAAUAACGAAAACCAAUAAGGAUAGCUCUGCUACAAGUGCAGCAGCAAAACCUGCCUAUGUUGCUGUUACUAUGCCGACUAUAAAUGACAAAAUUUUAUCUCAUGAUGGAGCUGAAUCUAUACUUAAGCCCGGUAUGUUUCCCAAGUCACUGCGUGGUUAUGUGGAAAGGGCUCUUGCUCGUUGCAAAGAUGAUAAACAAAAGGAAGCUAGCCAAGCUGUCAUGAAAGAGGUCAUCACCAAGGCAACUGCUGAUGGCACACUUUAUACACGGAACUGGGAUACUGAGCCUCUUUUUCCGCUACCUGGUCCAGAUGUGUCCAAUAAGGGCAGUGUACAGUUCUCAACUCCUAUUACUCCAGUGUCAAAGAACAAAAGAAGUCCAAGUAGGCGACCCAAAAGUAGGUGGGAGCCUGUGUCAGAGGAGAAACCAGUUGACAAGCCAGCAUCUGUUACUCUUGGUGCUGUAAAAUAUGGUGCCUGGGUACCUUUCAGCGAAACUAACAAAAAAGUUUCAGGUGGAAAAUUGGAGAACAAGGAUGGUGGUUUGAGCAGUAUAAGAUUUUCUUUCUCUGAACAGAGAACUACAAACAGAAAUAUCUUGAAUUCAGUUAAGAGGCAGCGUCUUGGUGACGCUCCAGAUGCAUCUAAUAACAGUGACACAUCCAGUGACAGUGAUAAGGAACAAAGUUUAACUGCAUACUAUUCAAGUGCCAUAGCACUUGCAAAUACACCAGAGGAAAGGAAGAGGCGGGAAAGUCGGUCAAGGAGAUUUGAAAAGGGACAAGGAAAUCGAGCAGAAAAUAAUCAUUUUAGAUCAAAAAAUGUUGGAGUUGGAAAUUUGUAUGCUAGAAGAGCUAAUGCAUUGGUACUUAGUAAAAACUUUGAAGAUGGUGGCAACAGGGCUGUUGAAGAUAUUGAUUGGGAUGCCCUCACUGUCAAAGGGACCUGCCAAGAUAUUGAGAAACGCUAUUUGCGCCUCACUUCUGCACCUGAUCCUGCUACCGUGAGACCUGAAGAAGUGUUGGAAAAAGCAUUGCUUCUGGUUCAAAAUUCUCAAAAGAACUAUCUUUACAAAUGUGAUCAGUUGAAAUCCAUUCGUCAAGAUCUAACAGUGCAGCGAAUUCGCAACGAGCUGACGGCAAAGGUUUAUGAAACUCAUGCUCGUUUGGCAAUAGAAGUUGGAGACUUAGCAGAAUACAACCAAUGUCAAUCACAAUUAACAACUCUUUACUCGGAGGGAAUUAAGGGGUGCCAUAUGGAAUUUUCUGCUUAUAAUUUGCUUUGUGUGAUCUUGCACUCUAGUAAUAACAAAGAUCUGUUAUCAGCCAUGUCCAGAUUGUCGGUUGAUUCCAAAAAGGAUGAAGCUGUAAAACAUGCUCUUGCAGUUCGUGCAGCUGUCUCUUCAGGAAAUUAUGUCCUUUUUUUCAGGCUAUACAAGACAGCUCCUAAUUUGAACACCUGCCUUAUGGAUCUCUAUGUUGAGAAGAUGCGGUACAGAGCUGUGAAAUGUAUGUCUCGUUCAUAUCGCCCGGCAGUCCCUGUUUCAUACAUUGCUCAGAUAUUGGGCUUCACCAGUUCCUUGCCUACAAGAGAAACAAGCGAGGAGAAGGAUGCAGAUGGAUUGGAGGAGUGUGUGGAGUGGUUGAAGGCUCAUGGCUCAUGCCUGGUUGUAGAUAACAAUGGAGAGAUGCAGCUUGACACAAAGGUAUUUUCUGCCCCUGCAUCAUGAUAGACCCCAAAUUUUGUCAAAUUUGUGUUUGGUCAGAGAGAGUAUAUAUUCAGGACUUCAUGGUAGUGCAAGUCCUUGAUUGAAUUUCUCAAUUAUAGCAGUCUGCUUGGUUAUGGCAUGGCGUGUGGCUUAUGCGCUAAAACUGAAUCAGCUGCUCCCCGGAAAUGAUAUUGUUCAAAUUAUUCUGAAUAAUGUCCGGCUGUGCCAGUAACGAGUUUAUUAUUUUUGAAAAUGUUUUCUUUUGUCUGAUCAACCAUGCUGCUUGAUUGGGACCGCUUUUUUUUUUUUUAGGUUUUGCAUCCAUAAUGCCAGUGUAUCUCUAGUUCAUUAAUCUAAACCCAAUAAUGUAUACAUCCGUGCUACUUUUAGUGGGUUUUGCAUCCAUGCUACUUUUAGUAACAUGUAGAACGAACAAUAUAUUGUUUUCUAUUUUGAUGUACUAAAUUAUAAUUGUACUUGGGAUGUAUAGAAUAAAAAGUAAAGAAAUGCUUAUUGUUUAAUUGUAUGCAUUAGAAAUAUAUUUAAACUUAACUGAUGUACUCCUGUUGGCUGUUGUGUUGAAGAUUUGCGUAUUCGGCACAUUUCAUUUUAUGCCUGCUUCUUGAAUCCGUGUAUUGGGAUGGCUUUUUGGCUGGUUUGUUGUUUUUAUGUAUAUUAUAUUAUAUUACACACUGACUGGAGUCUGGACGUGCAGGCCUCUCCUCCACUCUAUAUGUGCCUGAACCCGAAGAUGCUGUGGCCCAUGGCGACGCCAGUCUUGCUGUUGACGACUUUUUGGCAAGGAAUAUCUCGUAGCGAAGUUCAUUGUGUCAAAAAUCGUAUGCAGUGAAGUAAUAUGAAUAUUGUGUAACUUGUGCCACUCUCCCACCAACCUAAACCUAUGCGCAAAAAGAACAACCGAUCCUUACAGGCGGAUAGACUUGGGGGUUUGGGAGGGGUAUUUCUGUAGGGCAUUUUUUUUAGGGUAUUCACGAUCACAGAUGAACGAACUUAUGUAUCCCUCCCUUUGGAAAAUAUGCUUCUAUAGGUGGGCUGAGGAGGGCCCUUUAAUAUUAGUGUGGCGGUAAACAGUGUUUAGUUUGUUUAAUUAGUGAAACAUUCGUUGUUGGCGAACAACACCAAAAUAUAUACGAGAGGGGAACUUUUCGGGGGAAAAUAUCAGCUGUUUGUAGGCUUGCCGGCCGGCCAGGAAUUGUAACGCUUCUUAUCAAAUCCAACCUUAAUUUUUCUGUUUU